GGGCAGCGGCUCUGUGGAAAGAACUUCCGGGUGUCUGCGCGCGGGCCGGAAGCGGCGCGUACUUCCGUUCGUGGCGGCUGGCGGCACCAUGGAGGCCGCAGCCGAGCGGCGACGGGAGCGGCGGCGGUGGGAGGUGGCGGUGAAGGCCGAGAAGCGGAGCCCGCGGCGUUCCGGUUCCCGUUCGGCGCGUGGCAGCCAAUCACCGCCGGCCGAGGAGCGGCGGGGCAGCCGCGGCAGGAGCAGCAGAUCGCCCAAAAGGAAGAGCAAAUCCGGCCGGAGGAGCAAAUCUCCGCGCGGCAGACGGAGCCGGAGCCCGCAUCACGGCGCUGUGAGGGUAAAGCAGGAACGAGAUGAUCAUCCUCGUAGAGGAAACGAGGAGCGAAAGCAGAGACACACAUCAGAGCAGGAACACAGGAGAGACAGAAGCGGUGAGAGAGACAGGCACAGAGAUCACUCAGACAGGAGGAAAAAUCCAAGUGAAAGGCCUGGAGGUCGAGGCCACGAGCGAGAGAGAGAUGUUCAGAACAUCCGUGAGCAGCAAGCAGAGAGGGAGUUCUAUAAUGAGAAAAGACGAGAGCAUCGACAGAAUAACGAGGGGAGCGGUCUUGACCAGAAUCCAGAACACAGGCAAUCUGAUAAUAAACCAAAAGAUAAAGCUGUAAACAAAGAAAAACCAAGCUUUGAACUGUCUGGUGCCCUUCUGGAGGAUACCAACACUUUCCGAGGCGUUGUGAUCAAGUACAGCGAGCCCCCAGAAGCUCGGAUUCCAAAGAAACGAUGGCGCCUCUAUCCUUUCAAAAAUGAUGAGUUCCUGCCAGUCAUGUACAUUCACAGGCAGAGUGCUUAUCUGCUGGGCAGGCACCGCAGGAUAGCAGAUAUCCCCAUCGACCAUCCCUCCUGCUCCAAGCAGCAUGCUGUGUUCCAGUACCGGCUUGUGGAGCACACUCGUGCUGACGGCACAGUUGGCCGCAGAGUAAAGCCGUAUAUAAUUGAUCUUGGCUCUGGCAAUGGUACUUUUCUAAACAACCAGAGGAUUGAGCCUCAGCGUUACUACGAACUGAAAGAAAAGGAUGUACUGAAAUUUGGAUUCAGCAGCAGGGAGUAUGUUCUUCUCCAUGAAUCUUCAGAUAAAUCUGAGGCCAAUGCAAAGGACGAUGAUGAAGAGGAGGAGAAGGAGGAAGAGUCUGACAGUUAACAGAUAAGAAGGAAAUUGGGGAUGGGGUGCAGGGGAGAGAAAUCUUUUUCAAUAAAACAUGCAUUGGGAUGUAAACGUUGGAGCAUCAAAGCACUGAUGCUUCUUACUGCCUUAAAGUCCUUCUUCUGUUGCUGAAUGGUUCUCAUGAUUUAUUUCGGGGGACUCCAUUGAAUAUUUGUCUCUGAUAGGUCUGCGUAUCAGGAAAUCCACCUUAUUUUUCCCACCCUGACAAGCAAAAAAGAGCACCUGGAUGUGAAUGUUCUGAUGCUGGAAACAUUCAGCAAAUGUUCAAAGACUUUCUUCUUCUAGAAAAAAUGAUGUAGAACGCAGCAAGCGUAUUUAAAAAUAUUUUUAUUAACUGUUUUGUCAUAACCCUUUGAAAAUGCUACUGAACUGAGAUCUUAGUUAAAAUGUAACCUGAUGCAUUUUUUGUAACCUGUCUUGUUUGGUAGAGUUUGCCAAAUUCCUUGGCCAUUUAGGAGUUCUAGACAGGAGAAUUUACCUAAAGAGAAAUACUGCAAAGCCCCCUAGGUAUUUGUGUGUCCUGGGUAGUUGGUUUGCACUGUGAGCACUCUGAGCAAUGGGCAUUUCACCAGGAUGUGCUGUUCCAAGGUAAGUCAAAAUAAAAGGAACUGCUUCCUGGGGUGUUAGGCUGCAAUAAUAUGGCUUCGGAGGGCUGAGGUCUACAUCAGUGCAUGUCCAGUAUGCAUUGCAGCAAAGAAUACAGCAGCUGUUACUGGAUGUUGAGUUUCUCCUCCUAAAGCUCAGGCCUUUGUUUCUGUCAGCUCCAUGAGAAACUUAAAUGUUUUUGUUUGUAAUUGUACUUGUUAUGUGGUGGCAUGUUUUUUACUGGUUUGCACUAUUUAAGUUUUCUUUAUAUUAAAAAAAAAAAAAUAAAAAAUUAAACUAUCAUUGGUUUAUAACAUUCUCCCCCACUGGAAAAGAAACCAACGCUUCAGGAAGAGGAAAAAAACCAAUUCCACUACUGAAAGAAAAUGCAUCUUGCCUGUUUGUGGAUGUCUUCUUCCUACUGUUGAUAAAAGAAUCGUAAGACUUUCUACACUGUUGACUGCUUAGCCUGGAUGUUUGUUCCGUGGCCACACACACUGUUCAUACAUGCUGUGUACAUACACUGUGUAUACAAACGUGGCAUACUGGAACAUUUAUUGUGUAAAUAUGGGGUGCUGAUGUAGGUUUUCAAAUAGUAAGGAGAAUGGAUAUCGACUAGAAGGAUCUUCUUUAUAUAUACACACUCUAUAGGUUUUUAAAUAAAGAAUUUGUAAAUUUAGCCCUAUUUACUUUUAGUUGUAAUGUUUUUCUAAUGUCCUGUUUUCCCCCUUUGUAUUCUCUGAAAUAGAUGCACUCAUUUGGUUUGAAAGGGAAAGGUGGGAGAGAUGCUCACCCUGGUUGCAGUUGUUAGAGGUUUAACAGUUGUAAUAGAACUCACAAAUCGUUGUAACUCAUGCAGAUGUUUGUUACUGGAGUAUUAAUUAUCCUUCAGCAGGACAGGAUGGACUCAGUGACACCUGGUGUGGUGGUAUGGCUGCAGCUGCCUCGCUGGCAUACAAUGCAGUGCUGUGAGUGCAUCUCUUCCAGGUUGGGCUGUGUGUGUCCCUGUGAAGGAAACACCAAAGUGACCCUGGCAGUCCUCAGCUAUGGGGGAAUGCUGGGGGUUGCUGUGCUGGUAUAGCAGCACAACCAUGCUCUUCUUUUGCUGUACCACUGCUGAUGAUUUGCCUGGCAGGGGAGCAUAGGCUGCUGAUGGUGGGACUGCACUGCACCGAGUGGUGACAAAACCAACUGAUCUCAGGUCAGGUCUCAUCAUUUAUUGCCUUCAUUUUGGUGCAAGUUUUCCUUAUUCAGGUUCUGAAGCUGGGUGGGUUCUCUGGAACAGUGGAGAGAACUGAGAGCCCUGCCUUUGGGCUGCUAGUGGGCAGAGGGGUUCGGCCUUGGGUUUGGGGUUGGUCUUGUUG
This is a messenger RNA of Phasianus colchicus (ring-necked pheasant), 3168 nucleotides long. It is a transcript of the gene SNIP1, whose product is annotated as Smad nuclear interacting protein 1. Lineage: Eukaryota; Metazoa; Chordata; Aves; Galliformes; Phasianidae. Gene Ontology annotation, molecular function: protein binding. The record is from RefSeq and is a predicted model, not a curated record.